Pogoniulus pusillus (Red-fronted tinkerbird) is the source of this 2697-nucleotide messenger RNA. RefSeq names its product short chain dehydrogenase/reductase family 42E, member 1 (gene SDR42E1). Bases 205 to 1374 code for a protein of 389 amino acids. The record is from RefSeq and is a predicted model, not a curated record. Lineage: Eukaryota; Metazoa; Chordata; Aves; Piciformes; Lybiidae. Gene Ontology annotation, molecular function: 3-beta-hydroxy-Delta5-steroid dehydrogenase (NAD+) activity. Gene Ontology annotation, biological process: steroid biosynthetic process. The transcript has 3 exons.
CGGCAACCCCCGGCUAAGCGACGCGCACCGGCACCUACCGCCUACUCCCCGCACCGCCCUUGCUUACCUCCCGGCCCGGCCCGGCCCACGCUGCCGCCCGGCCGCCGCCGAACUCCAUUUCCCGUGAGGCCCAGCGGCGGAGCUGCGGGAGGGCUGCGGCCGCGGAGCAGGUCAAUUUCCACAACCGGUGCCAAAGGAAAGAAGAUGGGAGCCGAAACUGCUGUCAAGGAGACAGUGCUCAUUACUGGAGGAGGAGGCUACUUUGGCUUCGGUUUAGGCUGUGCCAUGUACCAAAAGGGAGUUGAUGUGAUUCUCUUUGAUGUUGUGAAGCCACUUCAAACUGUGCCAGAGGGAAUAAAGUUCGUGCAAGGGGAUGUCUGUUGCCUGUCGGAAGUGGAAGAGGCUUUCAGAGAUGUAAUCUGCGUAUUCCAUAUCGCUUCCUAUGGAAUGUCUGGAAGGGAGCAGCUGAACUGGAAACUGAUAGAAGACGUUAAUGUGAAAGGCACAGAAAAUGUCAUCCAAGCCUGCAAGAGCAGAGGAGUGUCGAGUCUGGUUUACACAAGCACAUAUAAUGUGGUAUUUGGAGGCCAGGUUAUAGAAAACGGGGAUGAAUCUCUGCCUUACCUACCUCUUCACCUUCAUCCAGACCACUACUCCCGGACCAAAUCUGUAGCUGAAAUGAAGGUGCUGGAGGCAAAUGGCGCUGAGCUUAGAAACGGGAAAGGUAUAUUAAGGACCUGUGCUCUCCGACCAGCAGGCAUCUAUGGACCUGGAGAACAAAGACAUCUUCCAAGAAUAGUUAGCUACAUUGAAAGGGGACUGUUUAAAUUUGUAUAUGGAGAUCCACAGAGUUUAGUAGAAUUUGUACAUGUAGACAAUCUAAUUCAGGCUCACAUUCUUGCCUCUGAGGCCCUCAAAGCUAACAAAAAGCACAUAGCUGCAGGCCAAGCCUACUUUAUUUCAGAUGGCAGGCCUGUAAAUAACUUUGAGUUUUUCCGGCCCUUGGUGGAAGGUUUGGGUUACAAGUUCCCAACCUGUCGCCUGCCUCUUUCUGUUGUCUAUUUUUUUGCAUUCCUUACUGAAGUAGUUCAUUUGCUGGUAGGACAUGUUUAUAAUUUUCAGCCUCUCCUCACUCGCACAGAGGUUUACAAAACAGGUGUCACACAUUAUUUUAGUAUGGAGAAGGCCAGAAAGGAACUGGGGUACCAACCUCAGCAGUAUAGCCUGAAUGAAGUGGUUGAGUGGUUCAGAGCUCAGGGCUGUGGACCAAAGCCAAGAAAGUACAGCAUUGUGCAUCUUGCUAGGGAUGGAGGAUUGCUCUUCCUGCUGAUUGCUGUGAUGGUCUCAUGGCUUUCAUCCACUGUUUCACUCUGAAAAGAUGAAAUGCUGAGUACGGAGGACAGAAUUCAGUUAUGUUCUCUGAGUACUUUGGUUUUGACAGGUAACAGAAUGGAAAAAAGGACAAGAAAAAAUAAUAAAAUAGACAUUUUUUGUAAUGUCAUUCAGGUAAAUAGCAGUUUUAUCCCUGGGGAACAGAAAUGCUGAGUAAAAAGAUGCUAAUUUUUAUACAUAGUUCUCUUCAAAGCAAAAAUUUAUCAGAUCACUAAUAAGGUGAAGCUCAGUAUUGCUACAAGCAGCAUUUUAUUUUCUGGUAAAAGAGCACGCUACAGUGAAUAGAACAAAUGUCCCUAGGCUGACCCUUCUCCUUCCCUAAUGAGACUAUACUCUUCAUUCCUGCCUUUUAUUCCUAAAACUUUGGUGCUACGUGAUCCAGAGCAAAAUAAACUUAUUCCUUCAUCACAUUCCAAAACCAAAUCCUGCUUUCCAGCUUGGUGUUGCGUGAAGCAGGGGUAAACUUAGUAAGAGAUGAAGUCCUUUGCUUUCUAGCCAGUCCUCAGAGAUUAGAAAGGCUAGGGGCCAGUGGAUUUCUCUUUUACUAGUGAUGCCAGUUAGGUGGGGUGUAGUUCCCAACGCCACAUGUAUGAGCAGCCCAGUUGUAUUGCAGUGGGGCUGCAUUUCAGCAUGAAUGAUGGUUUGGUUACAUUUGCAGUGUUUCUACAGAUUAUUUGCAUUGCCAGUGAUGGAGACUUGGCUGCAGCAAUUGUUCUACAGCUUUACAAUUGUCACUACUCCCUUAAUUACCUGGGACAACAUACACUGAGUACCAGUGCCAGGACACAGCUUACCAAAAGUGUGUCCCUGCUGGAUAGAGAGGAAGACAAACCUGUCAUAGUGUCCCCAGUAUUUUGUUUGUGGAAUUCUCACCCACACACUGGGUUCCAAAGGGGCUAACAUUGAUGACUCGGUUUGCUGUUGUGUAAGGUGUUGGGGGAGGACUGCAGUUGUAUCACUGAAUGGACUUCUGGGUUGCACAAAUAAUUCUUCCUGGCCUCUCAGACUUUGAUGUCUUCUGCUGGGAAAAAAGCCAUCUUCUGCCAGGAAUAGCUAACUGCUGUGAUAAGCGAGACAAAGGCAUUCCAGGGCCACACCUGGCCUAAACCAACAUCCAUGUUUUGAUCUCAUCACCAAACAUGGACAGUCGUGUCUUCACCCAGUGUUCUGAUUCAGAACUAGAUGCUUAUCAACAAGUUACUCUUUUCCUAUUUCCAGUAUUUGUGCUUCCAACACUUGGAUGUAUAUGUGCCUAACCAAGAUUGAUUAGCUCCUAGACAAUAAAUAAAUGCUUCUUUUAAUACA